This is a messenger RNA of Phlebotomus papatasi, 1014 nucleotides long. RefSeq lists its product as uncharacterized. The record is from RefSeq and is a predicted model, not a curated record. NCBI's taxonomy places the organism in Eukaryota, Metazoa, Arthropoda, Insecta, Diptera, Psychodidae. The coding region runs from base 1 to 1014 and encodes 337 amino acids. The transcript has a single exon.
AUGGGGUCUCCCAUUGGUCCAAUAGCUGCAGAUAUUGUGAUGCAGAGAGUCCUAAACAUUGCCUCUGAAAAUUCCCCACUACGAAUAGGCUUUAUCAAAAAAUAUGUUGACAAUUUGCUCGUAUCCAUUCAUGAAAAUGACGUGGAUUUAGUAGUAGAUCAUUUCAAUUCCGUCCACCCGAAGAUACAAUUUUCCAUGGAAAUGGAAGUGAAUGGGGUCCUUCCUUAUUUGGACAUGGAAAUUCACCGAGGUGAGAACAACUCUCUGAGCACAACAUGGUACGCCAAACCCUCCUCAUCACUCAGGAUGCUCAACUACAGAAGUGGUCACUCGCUUCAUACAAUUAUCAACGUAGGAAGAGGUUUCAUAAAACGGGUGAGAGCACUCACCACGAAAUCAGGGGAGAAUACCAAUGAUAAUAUCGCGAGAAUCCUGAGAAAGAACGAUUUCCCCAAUAGAGUGAUCCAACGUCUCCUCAGAGAGGAAGGGCAACAAAACUCAACAACGACAGACCAAUUAUAUUUCAACACUAUCUCUUAUGUCCGCGGGAUCUCGGAGAAACUUGGCAAAAAAAUCACAGAGAAAACUGGCAAGAAAGUGGCCUUCCAACCCGUGACAAAGGUGAGAAAAUUUUUCUCUCGAAUUAAAGAUCCCAUCCCAAAGGACAACAAAUGUGAUGUAGUUUACGAGAUUCCAUGUGGCGGAUGCGAGAAAUCAUACAUUGGCACAACUGGACAACAGCUGAAGAAGAGGCUCCAACAACAUAAAAACGAUACAAAAUUGCCUAUUAGAAAUCCCAAUGUCUCGUCACUCUGCACACACGUAACUGAAACCGGGCAUAGGUUUAAAUUUGAAGAAACAAAAAUCCUGGACACACACAGAAACUACGGAAAGAGAUUGCUGCUGGAGAUGAUCCAUAUCAAAACUAAUAUGGAUAAGGUAGUGAACAAGCGCUCAGAUGUGGAUGGAUUGAGCGCCAUCUAUGCGGGGCUCCUUCAAGGAAGCCACUCGUGA